GCUAUCGCAGUCGCAGGAGGCUUGCCUGGCUGGUCAACGUAUGUACAUAUGUUACGUACUGCACGCGCGUGCAGUAAACAGCUGCGAGUCAGCCGAUCCUGAUCCCUAGCCGGAGGUGGGAGGUCACCGUCACCGCGCCUCGCCGCCGGGGCGUCACAAUGGCCUACCGCCGGAAGCCUCAGCCCCAUCCCCAGCCCCAGCCCACGCCCUCGUUGGAGCACCACUACCCGUCGUCCGUGGGCCCCGCCUCACCCGACUCCCUCGCCGCGCAGGCCAUGCGCGCCUCCGCCGCACACCGCGAUGCCUCCUCCCUCACCUCCGCCUACUCCGCCUCAGCCUCGCUGGCGGCCUCUCGCCGGAGCCACCACGAGCCCUCCGUGUCCACACCGUCCCUGGAUAGUUCAGGCUAUGAAUACACGUCCAUGAAGAACCUCAACGAGGCCAAGUAUGGAUUCUGGGGCACACUUGCGCGGAAGGCAAAGUCAUUUCUUGACGAGGACUGCUCCCCGGAGCAGUACAAAUCGCCAAGAGAUGAUGUGCAUGUUGGUGUCCAGCUUCCACAUUCAAAACAAUUGCCAGGAGAGACGUGGAAACCUGAGACACCUCCAUCUCAGAAGAGAUCUGAGUCUAUAACUUCCUCCCUUACCUAUAUUGGAGGCACAAUAAAAAAUGCACUUGAAGAAGGUCGGACCAUUGUAGAGAAUAAAACGGCUGACAUUAUUCAGGAGACGCGUAAACUGAACAUAAGAAGAAAAGGAGCUGGUCUAAAUACACAAGGAGAAGCUGGCCACAAAAUUGCUCAAAGACACCUUCCUCAAAAUCCACUUGACCAUGAAACUCAGUUGAAGGCAUCUCGCGACGUUGCAAAUGCCAUGGCUGCAAAAGCAAAGUUGCUAUUGCGGGAGCUGAAAACUGUGAAGGCAGAUUUAGCUUUUGCAAAGGAACGAUGUGCUCAGCUUGAAGAAGAGAAUAAAAUGUUGCGUGAGAGUUAUGACAAGGGUGAUAAUCCAGAAGAUGAUGAUCUGAUCCGCCUCCAGUUGGAAACACUACUAGCUGAGAAAGCACGGCUUGCGCAUGAGAACUCAGUAUAUGCACGAGAAAACAGAUUCCUGCGGGAAAUAGUUGAGUAUCACCAGCUCACUAUGCAGGAUGUCAUAUAUGUAGACGAAGGCAUCGAAGAGGUCACCGAGGUGUACCCUACACAAGUACUACCUCGCACUGGGUCGAGCGUCAGUCGUGCAGCCACUGCAGCUACACCGAAAUCUGCUCCGACGUCAACAUAAUCUUGCCCUGUCGUACAAGCUUCUACAAAUACACUUUUUCGCGGUCAUCUCUGAGCAAUAGAUCAAAGCGCCCACCUCCAACCUUCACGGAAGAGUAAGGUGGUUGUUUGGUUGUGACGGGACCACAUAGUUUAUGCUGCUACUGUUCAAUGUAAACAAGGAUUCACUGUUGUUAUGCCUGUUUGUUGUCGUGACUGAGCUGUGGCGAAAUAUGAAUGAACAGUAGCUUCUGACUUUCUAUAUAUAUUGUCUCUUAACCGCAUUUAUGGUCAGGGACUCAUGGUUAUAUUAUAUAGUCUCUU
Molecule: messenger RNA, 1585 nt
Organism: Zea mays
Lineage: Eukaryota; Viridiplantae; Streptophyta; Magnoliopsida; Poales; Poaceae
Exons: 6
Coding region: 159-1283 (374 amino acids)
Source: RefSeq, marked validated